AUCACAAAUGUCAGAAAAUACUCAAAGUGAGCUCGUAAUCGUUCCCAAAUCGUUCCUUUUGUGACAUUUUUGCGAAACGUCCACCGCGUUUCUUAGUGGAAUUUAUUCUAAAAAAUCACAUUAGGGCAUGGUCGAUAAAGUUUUCCAGUCAAAAACCCGUGAUAUAAAAACUCUCACCGUGGUUAAGUUUUUUCGUGCCAAGUGCAACUAAACUAUCAAGAUUCCGCCCAUAAUUCAAAGCCUACCCAGUGGGUGGCUUAAUUUGGGAGCACCGGGUGAGUCCGGCGCAGCUGGCAGUGCCGGGCGCCACGUACGCGCUCGCCCGACCCCCGCGCCCCGCCCGCGCCCCGCGCCGCGCUGCUGGCGCCGCGCGCUCAACGUCGACCCGCCCUGGCUGCGGCGCGCACCCGCCCGCUGACACACCUCCCAUCCGAUCACCUGACACUUGUGGACUAGCGCUAUCGGGCCUCCGCCACCGGGCCCCGAGACCACCUGACACCGCCCCCCUCCGCACCGCCGCACGCCCCCCCUCGCGCAGCAUAGCCGAUUGACUCGGCCUCGGCGUCCGCCGAGGCUACGGGUUCGUCGGAGGACUACGAGCCAGCCGCCUGACUAGCGCCCAGCCCAGCCGAGCAGGGUCUGAAUCUCAAGUCAAGUGAACGGGAAAUCCGUCAAGAUCCCCGUCGCGAUGAGGGUCGUGGAGGAGGAGCCGCGCGUGGUGGUGAUGGAGGGCAGCUGGAGUGCUGAGCGCGUGAUCCGCGACAUCGUGGAAGAUGGCGUCCAAGAGGACCCCUUCUACGUAAUGGACCUGGGGGAGGUGGUGGCGCGCUACCGCCACUGGAAGGAGCUGAUGCCGCGCGUUGAGCCGUUCUAUGCGGUGAAGUGUAACGACGACAAGCUGCUGGUGAGCACGCUGGCGGCGCUGGGCGCGGGCUUCGACUGCGCCUCCAAGGCCGAGAUACAGCUGGUCACGGGCCUGGGCGUGCGCCCCGAUCGUAUAAUCUUUGCCAACCCCGCCAAACCCGCGUCACAUAUCCGCUACGCGAGCGCAGCCGGCGUCAUCACGAUGACCUUCGACUCUGAGACCGAGCUGCUGAAGACCAAGCAGUACAUGCCGCACGCACAGCUGGUGAUCCGCAUCCGCUGCGACGCGACAUCCGCGCAGUGCCCGCUCGGGAUCAAGUUCGGCUGCGACCCUGUGGCCGAGGCGCCGCGCCUGCUCAAACUUGCUGCCGUCAUGGGCCUCAAUGUGGUGGGCGUGUCGUUCCACGUGGGCUCGGGCGCGCAGGAGACGGGCGUGUACGCGCGCGCCAUACAGUUCGCGCGCGCGCUGUUCGAGGCGGGCGACGCCGCGGGGCACACCAUGUACCUGCUGGACGUGGGCGGCGGCUUCCCGGGGAACAGCGGCACCUGCAUCCGAGAGGUGUCGCAAGUGAUCAACAGCGCGCUGGAGCUGCACUUCCCGUCGCGCUCCGUGCGUGUCAUCGCCGAGCCGGGCCGGUACUUCGCCGCCGCCGCCUACACGCUCGCCGCCAUGGUGCACGCCACCAGGAAGCUGCCAGCCAAGGAAGGCGAGAGCGAGGAGGAGGCGCACACCAUGUACUUCAUCAACGACGGCGUGUACGGCUCCUUCAACUGCGUGCUGUACGACCACCAGCAGGUGCACGCUGUGCCGCUCGAGCAAUCGUCGGAGCGGGCGCAGCAGUGCUCGGUGUGGGGCCCGUCGUGCGACGGGCUGGACUGCGUGCUGCCCGCGUACGCGCUGCCGCCGCAGCGCACCGGCAGCUGGCUCGUGUUCCGCGACAUGGGCGCCUACACGCUGCCCGUCGCCUCGCCCUUCAACGGCUUCCCCACGCCCAAGGUCCGGGCCGUGGUGGACAAACAUCUGUGGUCAAUGCUAAAGGAGCUCUGGCCCCUCACCGAGGCGAACUUCGUGUUCGGGCGCGUCACGUCCCCGCAGACCCCGCCGCCGUCCCCGCUGGACUCUGACCCGCCGUCCCCCGCGUCCCCGCCGUCCCCGCCCCCGCUGACCCCGCCCGCGCACCACGCCGUGUUCGUGGAGUGCGCGCUCAAGUGACGCACGCACCGUACUUACGAGCUGUACGCCGGUUCUGCAGCCGACGAGGGGCGCUGUCGUUAGACACUUAUGACAAUGGCACACAUUUCGUUUGAUUUUUUUUUCUUUAAAUAUUAACAUUUGAUUGCACAAUUAUUUUACAAAAACAGUUUAUUAUAUACACAAUUAUUCGAUGUGUUGGUUUUUAGGUGAUUUGAAAAUAAUUACAUGCAGUUUUAUAUGGUUUUUUUUAUAUAAUGUUAAAUCGCAAAACUUCAAUUAUGCAUAUUGUAAUAAAUAGUUUGAAAAUAAUUAUUACUUGCUAUAAUGAAUUCUAUUUUAAAUAAAUUAAUUUUCAUCAAUGUAUUUGUAGAGUGAAAUAUAAAAAAUAAUGUCCACUUGCUGUUGUGGUUUGACUUUUAAAACAUUUUAUUGGAAUAAAAUUAAUAGUGUUUCGCUAUUUUGUAUUGUUACUUAGUAUUUCUAAAAAUGUAUUAAGCCAAUGUAUUGUAAUUAAAUUAUUUAAAAAAAAUAUAUUACGCACUUUUACAAUAUUUAGCACUUUAGUUGUUUGUUAUUGUAGAAUGUUAGAAAAACUUAUUACUGUAAUAAUAAAAUAAUUAUGUAUAUGUCGAAAUUUAAACUAAUAUAAAUGAGGUGUUUCAAAAAUCAAAAUUAUUUAAAAUUUACAGUUACACUAAAAAUUAUCAAGAAACAUGUUUAAAUAUUUUUUUAAAUGAAAUAUUAUGUAAUGUAAUGGUUUCAUUGGCCCGUAAACAUUUUGUAUUAAAAGAGGAAUUUCAAAGUUUUAAUAGCCUCAAUAGCUUGGCAUUAAGUCAAAUCAAGUAGGUCUUGGAUUAAAUCCCAAGAAUAAAUUAGUUUUUUCCGAAUUUAUAUAACUAUAAUAUGUAUAGAUGUAGCAAGUUUUGAAAGACUCGUAGCAUUCUGAUUUUUUUUUCUCAAAUUAUUGUGUCUAAUGACGUAACACUUAUGCCCCUAGAAAAAAAAAGUUACAUUUUAUGCAAAUCUUAGCUAUCAAAUUUUUGAACGUGAAAUCAUUUAACCAUGCCUCAUGUGAUUUUUUUUGAUAUUCUACUGCGUUUUUCAAUACAAUUGCAAGUAAAAUCCACCCGAAAAACUACUACUGUGACUAAGCUGUAAUUAUUACAGUUUUUCAAAGACUUGUUUUCUGAAUGGUGACAAAAGACCUAUUUUAUGGGCAAAUGUAUUGAAAACAAAGAAGGCUGUAUGUCCUAUUUUAUAAACAGUGGGACAACAGUCUGAUUGCUUUAUUGCUUACUAACCAUUUGUCGUAAUUUGGAAAUUUAAAAUGUACUUAUUAUAUUAACCCCAAGAUUGUUUUUUUGCAUUUUUUUUUAUAUUUUUAGGACAUUCCUAAUACAUUAAGUGAGGUGAAAUUGUAAAUGGUUACGGUUAUAUUCAAUGUGUUGUCUUGAGAGUAGUACUGCUUUUAAAUAUACUUUGCUGAGAUGUA
This is a messenger RNA of Bicyclus anynana (squinting bush brown), 3551 nucleotides long. RefSeq names its product ornithine decarboxylase 2-like. NCBI's taxonomy places the organism in Eukaryota, Metazoa, Arthropoda, Insecta, Lepidoptera, Nymphalidae. Bases 689 to 2077 code for a protein of 462 amino acids. Gene Ontology annotation, molecular function: ornithine decarboxylase activity. Gene Ontology annotation, cellular component: cytoplasm. The transcript has 12 exons. The record is from RefSeq and is a predicted model, not a curated record.